Molecule: messenger RNA, 999 nt
Organism: Trypanosoma rangeli
Lineage: Eukaryota; Euglenozoa; Kinetoplastea; Trypanosomatida; Trypanosomatidae
Exons: 1
Coding region: 1-999 (332 amino acids)
Source: RefSeq, a predicted model, not a curated record
AUGCCGUUCACAGAUAUUCCAAUUUUCUUUACCGAUGCAGGGCCGUAUCCUUCCAUUGCAGUUUUGGCAGCGUGGACGUUAGUAUUGGGAGUUUCUUUCGUUGUAUUUGGUGUGGCGCGGCCCGUCGGGCGUGGCACAAGGGCGCCCACGGCUGGUGAGAAAGAGACGUCAUUUUUACCUUUGUGGUGGGUACGUCAGCUUUAUUUUUGUGUAGCGUCUUGGCCCCUAUUUGACAUGGUUCAUCGUAUGGCCUCCUAUAUAUUUCUUCCAUCGCGAGUGCUGUGGCGGCGACACAUGCUGCAGCUUCCCGAUGGGAGAUUCGGCAACUGGGUGAACCAACUCCGCCUUUCAAUUUUAUGCCUGCUGCAAUCGAAGGAACUGCAUGGUACCUGUGCGGAUUGGCAGCUUCCCAUGGCGUCUUUUACCUCGUCCAUUGCUCCCUACAGUGUCAAUGAGGCUCCAGGUGCCACACAGUGCGGCAUCGAAGGAAACGGACACAUGAGCAACAAGGAAUGGGAGUACUGCCAAUGGGUAGCACUUGUGUCCGUGCUUACGACGAUGAUGAUUUUAUUUGUUACAUGCGGGGCAAUCCUCCGCCUCUUUCCAUUGCAACCGAGCAAGCAUGAGAUUCAUGAGGACGACUGCAGUGAAGCCGGUACCACGUCGGACGACGACGUGAGUUCAGCAUCCGAUCAAGAGCUCUGGUGGGGUUUGGGGGAACCUGACGAUGCCUGCCUUUUGAGUCCGGAAGCAAUCGCAGAGGAGCAGCGUUGGAAAUCAAUGGAGGUGGAAAAGCGCCUCUCUCAACAGCGUCAACGAGGACAUGAGAAGCAGAAGGAAAAGUGUGGUGUUCUUACACUGUUGCAUGAAUAUUGGCCUGUAUUUCUCUCGGUGUGCUACGCCGGCCUCUACGCCUUCACUGGGGGUAUGCCAUUAUUGAUGCGCUGGGUGUAUCCCAGCUGCGUCAUGCUUGUGACUGUGUGUGGAAUGAUUGCCUAA